Molecule: messenger RNA, 1503 nt
Organism: Lucilia cuprina (Australian sheep blowfly)
Lineage: Eukaryota; Metazoa; Arthropoda; Insecta; Diptera; Calliphoridae
Gene: p47
Product: NSFL1 cofactor p47
Exons: 6
Coding region: 125-1300 (391 amino acids)
Biological process (GO): autophagosome assembly; nuclear membrane reassembly; proteasome-mediated ubiquitin-dependent protein catabolic process
Cellular component (GO): cytosol; nucleus
Molecular function (GO): ubiquitin binding
Source: RefSeq, a predicted model, not a curated record
UAGACGAUUAUUUGUUUUUUGUAAAAUCAUUGUGCAAAAAUAUUGAAGAACAUUUUGCGAAAUUAUUUUCUAUAAACAAAUAAACCUCAGUAUUUUGUUUAAAAGAAGUAAAUAAAACGACAGCAUGGCAGAUCAUGAUGAAUUAAUUGCCCAAUUUAUUGAUAUAAGUGGUGGAGAAGAAAAUGUUGCUAGAUUUUAUUUGUCUAGCAGCAAUUGGUCAUUAGAGGAUGCUUUGUCGAAUUUUUUGGGUAAUCAAGCAGAUGAGGGUAUGUCAGAAGCCGCUGGCGGCGUACCAGAGGAACAGACUGCUACAGACUUGAGCGAGACGAAAACAUCAUCAUCAGAAGGUGGAAAUUUUGGUAAAGGAACUUCUGGUGCCAAACCAAGAUUCGCUACAUUGGGUGAUAUGUCAAAACGUAACAGCAGCAAUGAUGAUGAGGAAGGUCAAGCAUUUUAUGCCGGUGGCUCAGAUCGCUCUGGUCAACAAGUUUUAGGUCCACCAAAACGUAAAAACUUUCGUGAGCAAUUAACUGAUAUGUUUCGCAUGGCGCAAGAAAACAGUGCCGGUGUUGAUAGUGCACCAGCUCCAAGCACUUCUUCCGGUGCUAGCUGGGGACAAGGAAUUCGUCUGGGUAUGACCGAUUCCGACCAUUCUGUUGUUACGCCCUCCUCUAAAGAAGGUGAAAAAACUAAACCAGUAGUAGUGUUAAAAUUAUGGAGCCAAGGAUUUUCUAUAGAUGAUGGAGAACUACGAUUGUAUGAUGAUCCUCAAAAUAAAGAAUUUUUAGAAACUGUUAUGAGAGGCGAAAUUCCCAAUGAACUUUUGGAAAUGGGCUGGUUGGUCAAUGUUGAUGUAGAAGAUCAUCGACAUGAAGAUUACAAAAAGAAGCCCACAACCGUAAAGACUUUCAAAGGUUCUGGACAUGCAUUAGGAAGCCCAACUCCCAAUAUUACUGAAAAUACUACCGACUUACCAUCGGCGGCAUCAGCAUCAGCGGAUGCACCUACUGACACAAAAGCAUGUGACGAAGCAGCAAAGAAAAAACUUAAAGUUGAUACCUCUGCUCCAACUACUACACUACAAAUUCGUUUAGCUGAUGGCACACGUCUAGCAUCACAAUUUAAUCUGUCCCACACCGUAGGCGAUAUACAGGAAUAUAUACAAACUGCACGUCCUCAAUAUGCUAAUCGUAAUUUCAUAUUGGUUUCAUCAUUUCCUACACGAGAACUAACUGAUGUAAGUGCUACCAUAGAAUCAGCUGGUCUUAAAAACGCCGCUCUAAUGCAAAGGCUAAAAUAAGAAUUUAGUUUGUGAAAGAUAAUUAAUUAGUCAGUUGUUAUACACAAGAAUCAAGAAGAUUUCAAAAGCAUCAAAACGAAUUCCAUUUCAACAUUUUUUACAUUAAUUCAAUGGUUAGUUUUAUCCUCUAUACAUAAAUUCUUAUUUUCUUAUUUGUUGGAUUUCUAUGAAUAAUAAUAACAUUAAAAAUUCGUAUAAAGUAA